CUUUAGCUAAGUAAAGGCAGGACCUCCGUCGCCACUACUGUAAAUGUUUCAAAGCCUCCUCAAGGAUUAAAAGUAUUAAAACAGGAAUUGAAAAUCAUUCACAAUGGCAAGUAAUUUCGUGAACACGCUCAAAUAUUUAAUGUUUGCCUUCAAUUUUUUAUUCUGGGUGACUGGAUGUUCGAUAAUAGCUAUUGGCAUAUACUUUGUGGUAAACAACAUCUACGGAGACUUACUUACAAAUAACCCCUCGCUUACUGUUGGCAAUGCUUUAAUUGCAAUUGGCAUCAUCAUUAUGGUGUUUGGGUUUCUAGGAUGUAUGGGGGCAAUUAAAGAAAAUAAAUGCCUUCUUCUUACGUUUUUCAUUUUGCUGCUGCUGAUCCUCUUGGCUGAAGUCAUAAUGGCAAUCUUACUGUUUGUUUAUGAAAAGCAGCUUGAUAAUUAUGUGAGGGACAGGUUAACAAGCAGUUUUGAACAGAAUCUAAAACAGAAUUCAAGUGAAACAUGGAAUAUAAUACAGAGAAAUUUGCAAUGCUGUGGAAUCAAUGGAACAAAAGACUGGAAGGAUAAUAUUCCCAAUUCUUGUUGUGCAAGUAACGCAAACUCAAAAUGCAGUCAAGCCGAUCUUUUCAAAAUGGGUUGUUCAGAAGCACUUAAAAACUGGUUUGAGAAAAAUUUCUUGUAUGUUGGAGUGGGAACCAUAUGUAUUUCAGUUAUUGAGGUGCUGGGCAUGUCUUUUGCAUUGACCCUCUAUUGUCAUAUAUCGAGAAGCAGCGGCACACUGAGUACCUAGUGCUGAAGCUCGGAAAAAGGAGCAGUUAUUAUUUUUUUUGUUCUGCUUCCCUGCCUUGAAAUGUAACACUGUAUAAUGAAGGAUAAGGGCUAAAACACAUAGUGCUACUUGUAGACAGCUACUUGUUGCGGCUACAAAAUACCAGAAAAUACCCUGCUAUAGACAAUACUCUGCUAAAACAUACUGAGACAAUUAUCAGUAUUGUCUAUUUUGUAGCUGUAACAAGUAGCUCUGUGUGUCAUUUCCCGUAACUUUCCAGCAAGGAAUUUAUAUAGUUUGUGCAUUAAUUCAUGAUGAAUUUAUCUUGUCAUGGCAUUAAGCUUGUUGCCAUUGAAAACUGUGUGCUUGGGGGGGGGCGUCAUAUAGAACUGAAUGGGUGGAAUGUAAAUAAAAGCUUAUAUAUAUAUAUAUUUGUCUGUUUACAGAUUUAUCACCCAAAAAUAUCUUUCUCCACCAGGGGUGCAGGGGAAACAAUAUUCUUUUUAAAAAAAAAAUAUAGCCCCCUACAGUGCUAGGCUGCCCAGGAGGGAUCGAGAGCCACAACUCACUCAUUAUGCACAUGCAUGUAACUUGGGGUGGGUGAGUUGCAUCCAUCGCUCCUACGUCACACGCAUGUGCAAAAUGAGCAAGAGGGGAGUCACUCAUUAUUCGCAUACAUACCAAAUAACCCGCUCCCAGUGCAGGCGGCCUAGCGAUUCUAUUAGCCCACGCCUCUGGUGGGGGAAGCAAUUUUCAUGUGAUAGGUGCACUUAACAGUAACAGUAAAAUAUUUAAAAUAAAAUGUAGUGUUUCCCUGCACUGGGUGUGUUUGCUUCAGAAACUCUGAUAUAGUUCUUAUAAACAAGCUGCUGUGUGGCCAGGGCAGCCAUUCAAUCUGCAAAAAAGGAGAAAAUCCCAUUGUCUUCUACAGAAUGUAUCUGUUAUCUGCAGUGUAAACUGUGCCUUUUAUCCUUUUUCAGCCGUGUGGCUGCUGCCAAGGCUACACAGCGGCUUUUUUAUAUGAACUGUAGGAGUGUUUCUGAAGCAAUCGCACCUAUUUUACCAGUGUAAGCUAACACAACAUUAUAUCUAUAUUCAUUUAAAACGCUGUCAUUUUUUGGUGUUACUGUUCCUUUAAGGUUAGUAUUGCUAUGGGUGUGACUGUCAUAUUCUAUUUAAUACAGAGAUCCCUUCAAGAGAAGGUAAAUAAAUAAUGUC
Messenger RNA from Xenopus tropicalis (tropical clawed frog), 1987 nucleotides. RefSeq names its product CD53 molecule (gene cd53). The transcript has 8 exons. The record is from RefSeq and is a predicted model, not a curated record. The coding region runs from base 104 to 790 and encodes 228 amino acids. Gene Ontology annotation, cellular component: membrane. NCBI's taxonomy places the organism in Eukaryota, Metazoa, Chordata, Amphibia, Anura, Pipidae.